Molecule: messenger RNA, 5025 nt
Organism: Sardina pilchardus (European sardine)
Lineage: Eukaryota; Metazoa; Chordata; Actinopteri; Clupeiformes; Clupeidae
Product: glutamine--fructose-6-phosphate aminotransferase [isomerizing] 1
Exons: 19
Coding region: 56-2104 (682 amino acids)
Biological process (GO): fructose 6-phosphate metabolic process; protein N-linked glycosylation; UDP-N-acetylglucosamine metabolic process
Molecular function (GO): carbohydrate derivative binding; L-glutamine:D-fructose-6-phosphate transaminase (isomerizing) activity
Source: RefSeq, a predicted model, not a curated record
CGAGGAGGAACUACGAUAUCAGUGUGGCUAAGUUGCUGGAAGCAGACCUGAAGACAUGUGUGGAAUCUUUGCCUACCUGAACUACCAUGUUCCCCGCACGCGGCGCGAGAUCCUGGAGAUCCUCCUCAAGGGGCUGCAGCGACUGGAGUACCGCGGCUACGACUCCGCAGGUGUGGGCAUCGAUGGAGGGAACAGUAAGGACUGGGAAACAAAUGCCAGGUCUAUCCAGCUGAUCAAACAAAGGGGCAAAGUCAAGGCGCUGGAUGAAGAGAUUCACAAACAGCAGGACAUUGACCUGGACGUGGAGUUUGACGUUCACCUUGGCAUUGCCCACACCCGCUGGGCCACCCACGGAGAACCCAGCCAACUCAACAGCCACCCACACAGAUCAGACAAGAAGAACGAAUUCAUUGUCAUUCACAAUGGAAUCAUCACCAACUACAAGGACCUGAGAAAGUUUUUGGACAGCAAAGGGUAUGAAUUUGAGUCGGAAACUGACACCGAGACCAUCGCCAAGCUGGUGAAGUACAUGUACGACAACCGCGAGAGCGAUGACAUCAGCUUCACCACACUGGUGGAGCAGGUCACUCAGCAGCUGGAAGGAGCUUUCGCCCUGGUCUUCAAAAGUGUGCACUACCCCGGACAGGCAGUAGGCACCAGGAGGGGAGGGCCCUUGCUGAUUGGAGUACGAAGUGACCACAAGCUCUCCACUGACCACAUUCCCAUCCUGUAUCGCUCAACUGGCAAGGACAAGAAGGGCUGCACCAGCCUGCCCCGGCUGGACCAAGACACCUGCCUGUUCCCCGUGGAGGAGAAGGCCGUGGAGUACUACUUCGCCUCUGAUGCCAGUGCGGUGAUCGAGCACACUAACCGCGUGAUCUUCCUGGAGGACGAUGACGUGGCGGCGGUGUCGGACGGACGCCUGUCCAUCCACAGGAUCAAGCGCACGGCUGGAGACCACCCAGCACGCGCCAUCCAGACCCUGCAGAUGGAGCUGCAGCAGAUCAUGAAGGGUAACUACAGCUCCUUCAUGCAGAAGGAGAUCUUUGAGCAGCCCGAGUCCGUCGUCAACACCAUGAGAGGGAGAGUGAACUUCGACGACAACACGGUAACACUGGGUGGACUGAAGGACCACAUCAAAGAGGUCCAGAGAUGCAGACGCCUCAUCCUCAUUGCCUGCGGGACGAGCUACCAUGCUGGGGUGGCUACUCGGCAGGUGCUGGAGGAGCUGACUGAGCUUCCUGUCAUGGUCGAGCUGGCUAGUGACUUCCUGGACAGGAACACGCCUGUUUUCAGAGACGAUGUGUGCUUCUUCAUCAGCCAAUCAGGUGAGACCGCAGACAGCCUGAUGGCCCUCAGGUACUGUAAGGAGCGCGGCGCCUUGACCGUAGGCAUCACCAACACAGUGGGCAGUUCCAUCUCCAGGGAGACGGACUGCGGCGUCCAUAUCAACGCUGGACCGGAGAUCGGAGUGGCCAGCACCAAGGCGUACACCAGUCAGUUUGUGGCCCUCAUCAUGUUUGCUCUGAUGAUGUGUGCUGACAGGAUCUCCAUGCAGCCACGCAGGAGGGAGAUCAUCCAGGGCCUGAGAGUCCUGCCAGACCUGAUUAAGGAGGUGCUGAGUCUGGACGAUGAGAUCCAGCGGCUGGCCACGGAGCUCUACCAGCAGAAGAGCGUGCUCAUCAUGGGCCGCGGAUACCACUACGCCACAUGCCUGGAGGGAGCUCUGAAAAUCAAGGAGAUCACGUACAUGCACUCUGAGGGCAUCCUGGCUGGCGAGCUGAAGCACGGCCCGCUGGCGCUGGUGGACAAGCUGAUGCCCGUCAUCAUGAUCAUCAUGAGGGACCACACGUACAACAAGUGCCAGAACGCCCUGCAGCAGGUGGUGGCGCGACAGGGCCGGCCUAUCGUCAUCUGUGACAAGGACGACUACGAGACCAUCAAGAACUCGAGCCGCACCAUCAAGGUGCCGCACUGCGUGGACUGCCUGCAGGGCAUCCUCAGCGUCAUCCCCCUGCAGCUGCUGUCCUUCCACCUGGCCGUGCUCAGAGGAUACGACGUGGACUGCCCAAGGAACCUGGCCAAAUCUGUAACCGUAGAGUGAAGAAGCCCCCUCCUUCUCCACAGUGCCCCAGAGUGUGACCGUUCACCUCAAGGACACACACACAUACACACAUACAAAAACACACACACACACACACACACACCAGUGCAGGAACAGAUCUCACACUCAGCUGACAUUAAGAGUGAUGGGGAAAUCAAGUCAACACAUAUAAGCAUUUUCUAUGUGUUGUUUAGUCCGACAGGUCUUUUUAAAUGAAAUUAUUACUUUCAUAUUCAAGGACCUAUACAAAGCUGUUUUUUCCUCCCUUAGAUUGUUGUACAUGACUGUUUUUGUCAAUUAUGUUUUAUUUUUUUUGUAAGUCAUUUUUUUUUUUUUUUUUGAAAUGUCAGUGGUGGCAGGGUAUGGGUACGCACUUGGUUGGCAUGCCGCCGCUCUCGUCCUGGGCUAACUGGACUUGUGACUUUUUAAACUCUGCCCCCGGGGUCCGCUUUAUCCAGAUGUCAUUUCCUGCGGAACGCUCUGUGGUUACAGACUGAGUCCACAUUAGAUACAGUCACUAAUGUCGCAGGCAGAGUUCAGCCAGAACUCUUGGCGUUUCUCUCUUGAGCAGAGGGGGUUGGGUGUUUAGAUGUUACUAGGGGGAUAUUUUCACAAAUGAAUAGAUGUAAUUGUUGCAGGACAGUAAGGGGGGGGGGGGGGGUGUAUUAUUCUCUGUUGCUAAGUGGCAAUAACGUAAAAGGUAUGCGUACUCUGAUGGUUGCUGUUACUAAUCUAAUUCUAGAAUGUAAACAUGAGGUGGUGAAGAUGCACUCGCCAUCUUUUAUGGUGAUUUUAAGUGUAGCAGUUCUGUAAACAAGACCAGAUCAGGCAGCUCGACGCUCAGUUAUUAUCCAAAAAUGGAUAUUACCCACAAUCCUAACGUGUCUAUUUGUAUGUGUGUCGUCUGAAUGCAUUCCAGAGAGUGAUGGGGAAUUUUUCCCACAUAAGAAGGACAUUUUUUUGCAACUCUAAAUGUGUGUUAAUUUCUUUGGAGUGUGAGGCGAUAGAUCCGCCAGUGACCUUGUAUAAAACAAUCCUGCCUUCAGAGUACAUGCUGUCAUUUUUAUUUUAUUACUUUCAAGUAGUACAGAAGAGGCUAAUGCAGGCUUGUGACUAUUGAAGGGUGUUGAUGGGGGGAUUAUAUGUUAAAAUAGAAUCUGUGCAGUCUAUAGAUCUAUACAUGAAGUGCAAACACUUGAGACUCCACUACAGUGAUGAGGGCCGUGGUCUGCGGAGAAAAUUUGUGAGAGCGACUCUCGCCAACAUGAAACUGGGUCACCGAUCGAGAGAGAAAGAGAGAGAGGUUUUUGGCUUGGUGACGGAGGCUAGGAAUCUGAGAGACAAGUCAGACAUUUCUGAUUAGCGGAUAGACAACCUUGUUGGUUCAGAGGAGUAUGGUCUUUAUUUGCUGCUUUUCGUAUCUCUGGUGCCUGAUCCUUUUUUCUGUUACAGUAUCAGAAGAACCUAGUACCCAUUUGCGUGCAUCAUGUGCUUGGCUGUGAAAAUCAGGGGGGGGGGGGGGGUUCUUUCAUGAUUAGGGCCUGAAGAAGUUAGUUUGAAAAAUCGGGGUUGAUUGUUAUUGCUUGGUUUGCAUAGUUGGAUAGCUCUUUCGUUACAAUUUUCUUUCGUUAAAUCAUUAUUUAUUGAUUUUUGUGUUUAUUUCUACAGUAGUUUGUGGUGUUGCGUGCUUUGUCUUGUGUAUGCCUUGUUACUGGAGCAACCCUGGUCAUCGUGGGCGGGGUCUCAUGUUUACAGUAGAACCGCCAACAGCAAGUGAAGAACCACAUCUAAUGAAGUUUGUUACAGACAUAGUUUGGCCCACACACAAGUUUACCCAUACCGUGCCACUCAUUUACAUCGUCUUACCAUGGGACCAUUGCUUUGUAUUCCUUUGUUUCUUUGGAGUCUUGUUUCUUCAUUUUACUACAAAAAUAUUUUGAUUUUCUUUAUUUUUAAUUUUGAAACAUGUUUAUAAUUAAUUGCUUGUGUGCUCUGAAAUGAUCUUGGGAUGCCAAUGUGAAUGGUGCGUACUUAUCCCCCCUCAAAACCAAUGCGUUAAGAAACAGGUCAGUAAGAGACAAACCAAAAAAAAAGGAGCAAUGUACAUCCCAGUAUGUUACUUAACCAAAGGUAUUGUAUUAUAGGCAGGGUUGAUCUUGAAGGGGCUCAAACUUGGGAAUAGUCAGGUCUACAUUAGGUUGCAAAGUAUACAGUGUAGUGUGUAAAACGGAUUAUUUUACAACAGGCAGCAAUCUGACACAUGCAUGAUCCCUGAUUUCCAUAACAACUCAUUCCUCCUUUUUUCAUUUUUAACUCAACUUGUAAGCAGUUUUUCUUGGACAAGUCACUUGAAAAUGCUUUUUAUUAUGUAGUCUUCUCUCAAAUGUAGCUGCACUGAUUGCGUUAGUCUAAAUGUUGCUCUUCACUUUACUGGUCAAGAGUGAGGAAUGGCAAUGAAAGGGACGCUUCAUCGAUUGGCAUUAGGCUUUGUAUCUUUAGAAAACCAGUCAUGUUUUUGAAUGGUCAUGCAUCAUUCCCUCAGUCUGCCUUGAGAUUGAAUACGGAUUUCAAUGUUGGACUUCCUGCUUUCAAUGAUGUAAAAAUCAUCAUUUUACAUCAUUGAAAGCAGGAAGUCCUAUUCAUGGGUUUCAUCUCAAGGCAAACUGAGGGAUUGAUGCACAACCAUUCAAAAACAUGACUGGUUUUCUAAAGAUACAAAGCUUAAUGCUAAUCGGUGAAGUGUCCCUUUAAGAUGGAAGUAGAGAUUAAUUACUGGCUAUGAGUGUCUUUCAGAUGUGAUAGAUUUUUAGUGGAUAUGUCUGUAAUUAUGUGAGCCCUUUACAGCAACAGCCACCAUGUCAUGGUUGGGGAUGAGGACCUAUUUAUGAUCACAAAUGAUGCAAUAAAAAAGUUAUACUCGA